CAUAAAUAAAAGUAAAAGGCUUCUCAUCUCUUUCAGUUACGACAUUCCCCAGAAUCUCUCUCCCCUUUUGUUUUUUUGGUCUAAAGUCUCUCCCCUUUUUUCUCCAACCGAAAACCUUAACGACUCUUUCUUCAUCGUGAAACAGAGCAACAGAGACGUUAGACUCUUUGUCUUAAUCUCUCUAAAUCCUCUGCUUCAAUUCCCAUAAAUCGAUGGAAACUGGUGUAGCAGUUACGGGUCAAGAAAUCGGACCCGGGUUUCAUACACCCGUUAAUCCUGAUGGAUACGUAACAAUCGAUGUCGAAAGUUUCUCUCAUGUUAUCCACAAAGACUUCUCUUCUUCGAGUCCCAGAGUUACACUGCAGAGAAGUGUUUCCAGGAAAGAGUCUCUAAGAAGCAACAACGAGAGGAAACUCCAUUCUAACGCAAAUGGUAAUGACAAAGAGACCUCAUCCCCUCAGUCUCCAGUUAGAGGGUCAUGCACGCCGGAAAAGGCAAGCACUGUGAGGCCCAUAGAUCAUGUAGGCACGGACACAACCGCAGCCACCAUUGUUUCAGCCUCACCGCUUCAUCAGAUCACUGUUACUACGACUUCAGCCACGGGCGGAAAUAUGAUCUCCGAGCAAAAUAGAGAAAGAAUAUUUGGAUUUGCAAGGAAGUCGAGUUUUAAACGUUCUCGCACUUCUUGGAUGCUUGAUCCGAAGAAAAUCCUUAUCUUCUUUGCAACUUUGUCUAGCAUGGGAUCGAUCUUGUUAAUCAUAUUCACUCUCUCGAUCAGCAAGUCUAAUCCCGGAGAUAUGGUCUAAGACUAAUAUUAACAACAUAUGAAGAGGAUAUAGACCGACUUCAGCUUGUGGCUAUAGUACAUGCCACAUUCUCACCGACCUACAUCUGAAGAGAUGAAUCAGAAGAACAUUGCAAAACAAAGAGCGUAGGGCUGUGAUAAUAGUUAUUUUGUAUAUUUUUUUUAGUAAAAAUGGAAAAGGAGUAUAUUUAGAUAGAGAAAGUGGGCAGUGGGCACGCACGAGAUCAUAUGAAUGUUGGAAAAGAAAGCUUUAAGACAAGAGUUUAUGACUGUUGUGACAGAGACAGAGAGACCCGACAGAGAAUCUUCUCUUCUGUUCCUUUAAUUCCUUUUCUCUGUUUAUUCAUACUCACUUGGUCUAAUUUGUGUUUUUCAUUUGGUGUAUUUCUUAUGUACAUAUAUAUAUAUAUAUAUCAAAAUUUUCCAUUGGGUUUUA
This is a messenger RNA of Brassica napus (rape), 1241 nucleotides long. RefSeq lists its product as uncharacterized. The coding region runs from base 213 to 806 and encodes 197 amino acids. The record is from RefSeq and is a predicted model, not a curated record. The transcript has 5 exons. Lineage: Eukaryota; Viridiplantae; Streptophyta; Magnoliopsida; Brassicales; Brassicaceae.